GGUGACGACUGGGACAUGCAGGACGCAGAUGUUGUUUGUCGGCAGCUCGGCUGUGGCCUUGCAGUGUCGGCACCAGGCAGGGCCCACUUUGACACCACCUGGUUCACCACCACUGCAGCCUCGAACACAGAAAUCGGGACUGAUUCAGGUUUGGCCCUGAGGCUGGUGAACGGAGGUGACCGUUGUCAGGGCCGCGUGGAGGUCCUGUACCGAGGCUCUUGGGGUACCGUGUGUGACGACAGCUGGGACACCAGUGACGCCAACGUGGUGUGCAGGCAGCUGGGCUGUGGCUGGGCCACGUCGGCCCCCGGAAGUGCCCGCUUUGGUCAAGGCUCAGGGCCGAUUGUGCUGGACGACGUGCGCUGCUCUGGGCAUGAGGCCUACCUGUGGAGCUGCCCUCACAACGGCUGGAACUCGCACAACUGUGGCCACGGAGAAGAUGCUGGUGUCAUCUGCUCAGCUGCUUGGCCUCAGUCCACACUCCAGCCAGACACCACCUGGUUCACCACCACUGCAGCCUCGAACACAGAAAUCGGGACUGAUUCAGGUUUGGCCCUGAGGCUGGUGAACGGAGGUGACCGUUGUCAGGGCCGCGUGGAGGUCCUGUACCGAGGCUCUUGGGGUACCGUGUGUGACGACAGCUGGGACACCAGUGACGCCAACGUGGUGUGCAGGCAGCUGGGCUGUGGCUGGGCCACGUCGGCCCCCGGAAGUGCCCGCUUUGGUCAAGGCUCAGGGCCGAUUGUGCUGGACGACGUGCGCUGCUCUGGGCAUGAGGCCUACCUGUGGAGCUGCCCUCACAACGGCUGGAACUCGCACAACUGUGGCCACGGAGAAGAUGCUGGUGUCAUCUGCUCAGCUGCUUGGCCUCAGUCCACACUCCAGCCAGACACCACCUGGUUCACCACCACUGCAGCCUCGAACACAGAAAUCGGGACUGAUUCAGGUUUGGCCCUGAGGCUGGUGAACGGAGGUGACCGUUGUCAGGGCCGCGUGGAGGUCCUGUACCGAGGCUCUUGGGGUACCGUGUGUGACGACAGCUGGGACACCAGUGACGCCAACGUGGUGUGCAGGCAGCUGGGCUGUGGCUGGGCCACGUCGGCCCCCGGAAGUGCCCGCUUUGGUCAAGGCUCAGGGCCGAUUGUGCUGGACGACGUGCGCUGCUCUGGGCAUGAGGCCUACCUGUGGAGCUGCCCUCACAACGGCUGGAACUCGCACAACUGUGGCCACGGAGAAGAUGCUGGUGUCAUCUGCUCAGCUGCUUGGCCUCAGUCCACACUCCAGCCAGACACCACCUGGUUCACCACCACUGCAGCCUCGAACACAGAAAUCGGGACUGAUUCAGGUUUGGCCCUGAGGCUGGUGAACGGAGGUGACCGUUGUCAGGGCCGCGUGGAGGUCCUGUACCGAGGCUCUUGGGGUACCGUGUGUGACGACAGCUGGGACACCAGUGACGCCAACGUGGUGUGCAGGCAGCUGGGCUGUGGCUGGGCCACGUCGGCCCCCGGAAGUGCCCGCUUUGGUCAAGGCUCAGGGCCGAUUGUGCUGGACGACGUGCGCUGCUCUGGGCAUGAGGCCUACCUGUGGAGCUGCCCUCACAACGGCUGGAACUCGCACAACUGUGGCCACGGAGAAGAUGCUGGUGUCAUCUGCUCAGCUGCUUGGCCUCAGUCCACACUCCAGCCAGACACCACCUGGUUCACCACCACUGCAGCCUCGAACACAGAAAUCGGGACUGAUUCAGGUUUGGCCCUGAGGCUGGUGAACGGAGGUGACCGUUGUCAGGGCCGCGUGGAGGUCCUGUACCGAGGCUCUUGGGGUACCGUGUGUGACGACAGCUGGGACACCAGUGACGCCAACGUGGUGUGCAGGCAGCUGGGCUGUGGCUGGGCCACGUCGGCCCCCGGAAGUGCCCGCUUUGGUCAAGGCUCAGGGCCGAUUGUGCUGGACGACGUGCGCUGCUCUGGGCAUGAGGCCUACCUGUGGAGCUGCCCUCACAACGGCUGGAACUCGCACAACUGUGGCCACGGAGAAGAUGCUGGUGUCAUCUGCUCAGCUGCUUGGCCUCAGUCCACACUCCAGCCAGACACCACCUGGUUCACCACCACUGCAGCCUCGAACACAGAAAUCGGGACUGAUUCAGGUUUGGCCCUGAGGCUGGUGAACGGAGGUGACCGUUGUCAGGGCCGCGUGGAGGUCCUGUACCGAGGCUCUUGGGGUACCGUGUGUGACGACAGCUGGGACACCAGUGACGCCAACGUGGUGUGCAGGCAGCUGGGCUGUGGCUGGGCCACGUCGGCCCCCGGAAGUGCCCGCUUUGGUCAAGGCUCAGGGCCGAUUGUGCUGGACGACGUGCGCUGCUCUGGGCAUGAGGCCUACCUGUGGAGCUGCCCUCACAACGGCUGGAACUCGCACAACUGUGGCCACGGAGAAGAUGCUGGUGUCAUCUGCUCAGCUGCUUGGCCUCAGUCCACACUCCAGCCAGACACCACCUGGUUCACCACCACUGCAGCCUCGAACACAGAAAUCGGGACUGAUUCAGGUUUGGCCCUGAGGCUGGUGAACGGAGGUGACCGUUGUCAGGGCCGCGUGGAGGUCCUGUACCGAGGCUCUUGGGGUACCGUGUGUGACGACAGCUGGGACACCAGUGACGCCAACGUGGUGUGCAGGCAGCUGGGCUGUGGCUGGGCCACGUCGGCCCCCGGAAGUGCCCGCUUUGGUCAAGGCUCAGGGCCGAUUGUGCUGGACGACGUGCGCUGCUCUGGGCAUGAGGCCUACCUGUGGAGCUGCCCUCACAACGGCUGGAACUCGCACAACUGUGGCCACGGAGAAGAUGCUGGUGUCAUCUGCUCAGCUGCUUGGCCUCAGUCCACACUCCAGCCAGACACCACGUGGUUCAACACCACCGCAGCUUCAACCACAGGUUUCGGGACUGAUUCAGGAUUGGCCCUGAGGCUGGUGAACGGAGGUGACCGUUGUCAGGGUCGUGUGGAAGUCCUGUAUCGAGGCUCCUGGGGCACCGUGUGUGAUGACGACUGGGACACCAAUGAUGCCAAUGUGGUCUGUAGGCAGCUUGAGUGUGGCUGGGCCAUAUCAGCCCCCGGAAGUGCCCGGUUUGGUCAAGGCUCAGGGCCAAUUGUCCUAGACAAUGUGCGCUGCUCUGGGCAUGAGGCCUACCUGUGGCGCUGCCCUCACAACGGCUGGAACUCACACAACUGUGGCCACGGAGAAGAUGCUGGUGUCAUCUGCUCAGCUGCUCGGCCUCAGUCCACAAUCCAGCCCGACACCACCUGGUUCACGACCACCACAGCUUCAACCACAGAAUUCGGGACUGAUUCAGGUUUGGCCCUGAGGCUGGUGAACGGAGGUGACCGUUGUCAGGGCCGCGUGGAGGUCCUGUACCGAGGCUCUUGGGGUACCGUGUGUGACGACAGCUGGGACACCAAUGACGCCAACGUGGUGUGCAGGCAGCUGGGCUGCGGCUGGGCCACGUCGGCCCCCGGAAGUGCCCGCUUUGGGCAAGGCUCAGGGCCGAUUGUGCUGGACGACGUGCGCUGCUCUGGGCAUGAGGCCUACCUGUGGAGCUGCCCUCACAACGGCUGGAACUCGCACAACUGUGGCCACGGAGAAGAUGCUGGUGUCGUCUGCACAGGUGGACAAAGCACUACGACCACCCCGGCUGCUUGGCCUCAGUCCACAACCCAGCCAGACACCACCUGGUUCACGACCACCACAGCUUCAACCACAGAAUUCGGGACUGAUUCAGGAUUGGCCCUGAGGCUGGUGAACGGAGGUGACCGUUGUCAGGGUCGUGUGGAAGUCCUGUAUCGAGGCUCCUGGGGCACCGUGUGUGAUGACGACUGGGACACCAAUGAUGCCAAUGUGGUCUGUAGGCAGCUUGAGUGUGGCUGGGCCAUAUCAGCCCCCGGAAGUGCCCGGUUUGGUCAAGGCUCAGGGCCAAUUGUCCUAGACAAUGUGCGCUGCUCUGGGCAUGAGGCCUACCUGUGGCGCUGCCCUCACAACGGCUGGAACUCACACAACUGUGGCCACGGAGAAGAUGCUGGUGUCAUCUGCUCAGCUGCUCGGCCUCAGUCCACAAUCCAGCCCGACACCACCUGGUUCACGACCACCACAGCUUCAACCACAGAAUUCGGGACUGAUUCAGGAUUGGCCCUGAGGCUGGUGAACGGAGGUGACCGUUGUCAGGGUCGUGUGGAAGUCCUGUAUCGAGGCUCCUGGGGCACCGUGUGUGAUGACGACUGGGACACCAAUGAUGCCAAUGUGGUCUGUAGGCAGCUUGAGUGUGGCUGGGCCAUAUCAGCCCCCGGAAGUGCCCGGUUUGGUCAAGGCUCAGGGCCAAUUGUCCUAGACAAUGUGCGCUGCUCUGGGCAUGAGGCCUACCUGUGGCGCUGCCCUCACAACGGCUGGAACUCACACAACUGUGGCCACGGAGAAGAUGCUGGUGUCAUCUGCUCAGCUGCUCGGCCUCAGUCCACAAUCCAGCCCGACACCACCUGGUUCACGACCACCACAGCUUCAACCACAGAAUUCGGGACUGAUUCAGGUUUGGCCCUGAGGCUGGUGAACGGAGGUGACCGUUGUCAGGGCCGCGUGGAGGUCCUGUACCGAGGCUCUUGGGGUACCGUGUGUGACGACAGCUGGGACACCAAUGACGCCAACGUGGUGUGCAGGCAGCUGGGCUGCGGCUGGGCCACGUCGGCCCCCGGAAGUGCCCGCUUUGGGCAAGGCUCAGGGCCGAUUGUGCUGGACGACGUGCGCUGCUCUGGGCAUGAGGCCUACCUGUGGAGCUGCCCUCACAACGGCUGGAACUCGCACAACUGUGGCCACGGAGAAGAUGCUGGUGUCGUCUGCACAGGUGGACAAAGCACUACGACCACCCCGGGAAGCCCACCAAUAAUGCACGCAAAUUAUUCCUGCGGAGGCUUCCUGACCCAGCCAUCUGGGUACUUUUCCAGCCCGUUCUAUCCAGGGAACUAUCCAAACAACGCCAAUUGUCUGUGGGACAUUGAAGUCCAAAACAACUACCGUAUCACAGUUGUCUUCAGAGAUGUCCAGCUUGAAGGGGGCUGCAGUUAUGACUAUAUUGAGGUGUUCGACGGCCCCUCCCACAGUUCCCCUCUGAUCGCCCGGAUUUGUAAUGGAUCCAUGGGUCCCCUCACUUCCUCAUCGAACUUCAUGUCCAUCCGCUUUGUCAGCGAUGGCAGCGUCACGAGGAGGGGCUUCCAGGCCAACUACUACUCCAGCCUUUCUGAAGAUAACACCAAGUUGCUUUGUCUGCCAAACCACAUGCAAGCCAGUGUGAGGAGGAGCUACCUCCAGUCCCUGGGCUAUUCUGCCAUGGACCUUGUCAUUUCCACCCGGAAUGAAAGCUCCCAGUGUCAGCCCCAGAUAACGGCCAGCCAGGUGUUGUUCACAAUUCCAUAUUCCGGCUGCGGCACCACCGAGCAGGUAGAUAAUGAUACCAUCACCUAUUCCAACUUCCUCAAAGCAGCUGCUCCAAGUGCCAUCAUCAAGAGGAAGAAGGAUCUCCUCAUUCACAUCAGCUGCAAAAUGCUCCAGAACACCUGGGUUGACACCAUGUACAUCGCUAAUGACACCGUCAAUGUCAAUGAAGUGCAGUAUGGCAAUUUUGACGUGAACAUUUCCUUUUAUGCAUCAUCUUCAUUUUUAUACCCGGUGACCAGCAGCCCCUACUACGUGGACCUGAACCAGAACUUGUACCUUCAGGCCGAGAUCAUCAAUUCUGAUACCUCCCUGUCCUUGUUUGUGGAUACCUGUGUGGCGUCCCCGUAUUCCAAUGACUUUACAUCUUUGACUUAUGAUCUAAUCCGGAGUGGGUGCGCCAAGGACAGCACCUACCGCUCCUACCCCCAGCCCUCGCCUCGCAUCGCCCGCUUCCGGUUCAGCUCCUUCUUCUUCCUGAGGCGCUUCCCCUCCGUGUACCUGCGCUGCAAGAUGGUGGUGUGCAGGGUCAACGACUACUCCUCCCGCUGCCGCAGGGGGUGCACCGUCAGGGCCAAGAGGGACGUGGGCUCCCACCAGGAGGUGGACGUCGUCCUGGGACCCAUCCUGAAGCGGGACCCGCGCACUGAGAAGAGGGACCUGGCGACGAGCCAGCCCUCCCGCCCUUAGGCCCCAGAGUGGCAGGGACCCGGGAUGUUUCUGUGGGCGUCGCGUCCCCCCUCCGAUUGGACGUCCCCACGUGCCAGGCCUGCUGGGCCCCACAGGGCGACAUGGAGUCCGCUAGAUCGCUCCCCGCCUUCUUCCGGGGGUCCUGGUCUAUGGGGGACCACGUGCGGUGCUUGGCCAAGAGAGUUCUGAUCUGCGACACGGACACACUUGCCACCUUUAUCCUCUGGCUCCUGAAGUCCCCGCACCUCACGCUCAUUUUCUGUGGAACAAAGUCGUGACUAUCUACCGGUUAGGACUGUUGGGGGAAUGCAAUAAAAUAACGUUAGUUAAACUGCC
Lutra lutra (Eurasian river otter) is the source of this 6489-nucleotide messenger RNA. RefSeq names its product deleted in malignant brain tumors 1 (gene DMBT1). Gene Ontology annotation, cellular component: membrane. The record is from RefSeq and is a predicted model, not a curated record. The transcript is spliced from 44 exons. Lineage: Eukaryota; Metazoa; Chordata; Mammalia; Carnivora; Mustelidae. Bases 16 to 6153 code for a protein of 2045 amino acids.